Messenger RNA from Eucalyptus grandis, 783 nucleotides. Its product is annotated as glutathione transferase GST 23-like. Gene Ontology annotation, biological process: glutathione metabolic process. Gene Ontology annotation, molecular function: glutathione transferase activity. Bases 280 to 633 code for a protein of 117 amino acids. The record is from RefSeq and is a predicted model, not a curated record. Gene Ontology annotation, cellular component: cytoplasm. NCBI's taxonomy places the organism in Eukaryota, Viridiplantae, Streptophyta, Magnoliopsida, Myrtales, Myrtaceae. The transcript has a single exon.
GAAUGAGUGCUUCUUCCGCUCAAUCUAGCGCUGACCUUAUUGUUUAUCUUUCAUCGUUUUCAUCACAAUGUGAUUUAAAUUAUUGAUGAGUAAUGCUUUUUUCAAUAGUAAUCUUCGUAGGAUGCUCUGGGGUCAAUCCUUUUGAGCCACGUGCAUAGUGGCGCUCCAUUCUUGAAAGUAUAGUAUAUGUGAAGUACCACCCUGAAACUGUAACGCUAACGAGUGGAGGAGGAACAUUUUGUUAGAUCUCUAAUACAUGGACGGUUCCUGUCUCAGUGUAUGCCGGCUGUUAUGGCCAUGUUCAGCAGCAAAGGCGAGGAGCAACAGAAGGCGGUGUUACAAGCUCGAGAGAGCCUAAAGACCCUGGAGAGCGGACUGGAGGGGAAGCCGUUCUUUGGAGGCGAGACGAUCAACUUUGCAGAUGUUGCUACCGGCUGGAUUGGUUGUUGGGCUCGAAUUGUUGAGGAAAUCACUAGCACCAGUCUCAUCGAUGCUGAGAAAAUGCCUUCGCUUGAUGCUUGGUUCAAGAGGUUUCUGGACGUACCUGUCAUCAAGGAAUGCAUGCCCCCUUGGGAUAAACUGAUAGAGCUCAAUUCUAGGUACCACAAGAUGCUCGUCGCUUCAUCAAAAUGAUCUUUCUUUGCUGCCAUUUCCAAAUUCUUUAGGACUGCUUUAGAGGGACUGCAGACUAUUGUGUAGUAUGUCCUGCUCAUGAUAAUAAAGCAUGAUCUGAUGCUAAAGCACAAUGUAUGCUUGCGUUAUAUUACUCUCUCUUUACGUGAA